AUGGCCAAACCUCUAUUCGUUACCACUACAGCACUCAAGGCCAUUGUCUAUCUUUUCCUGAUAGCCAUGACUCUCUCCUAUGCCAACUCGGCAAGAAUCCUUGAUGAGUUGGAACCCGAAAAUCCAGCUGUUGUUGGCCCUCCUGCAACAACAACAGUCCCAGCUCCCACGACUACAUUGCCGAGUGGCCAAGUCCAAGCGACCACUCCCACCACCGUUGAAGAUGAUCAAGCAGACCCUCCUCUUCCUGAUGAAACUGAAGCCCCUGUCACUGUGGCAGCACCAGUUGAUGAUGCAGCACCAGUUGCUCCUCCAAUCACAGAUGCAGCACCAGUUGCUCCUCCAGUCACAGUGGCAGCACCAGUACCUGUAGGUCCCAUCAACACCACCACCAGGCCACCAAAUGGGCCAGCCCCUGUAGUGGCCACGAGUGACACCGAAGCAAAACCUGCUGGCCCACAAACCACCACCACAACUUCUCCUCCAUUGUCCUUCUUCAUGCAUGACAUCCUAGGAGGAUCCCACGCAUCAAAUAGGAUCGUCACCGGGAUCAUCGCCCGCACUGACAUCAAUGGCAUUCCUUUCUCCCAGCCAAACAAUAACAUUUUCCCACUCCAAGGUGGGACCCCACUAGUCAACAUUAACAACCUCAUAAAUCCAAACACUGCUCCACUCCUUACAGGCCUAACAGGUGCCCAAACCAACACGUUACUUCAAAACACAGGCAACAACAACAACGUUGUCAAUAGCAACAACCAGCCUUUUGUCACCGCUGGCAAUCUCCCAGCUGGGUCCGCAUUACAAAAGCUCAUGUUUGGCUCGAUCACAGUCGUCGAUGAUGAAUUAACAGAAGGACAUGAGUUGGGGUCUGCUGUGAUUGGGAAGGCUCAGGGAUUUUACCUGGCUAGUUCGUUGGACGGUACUAGCCAUACAAUGGCAUUUUCAGUGUUAUUACAUGGAGGAGAAAAUCAUGGUGAGAUUGAAGAUACUAUUAGUUUCUUUGGGGUACAUAGGACAGCAACACCUGAUUCACAGAUUGCAGUAAUUGGUGGCUGUUACAUUGGCACUGGAAAGUAUGAGAAUGCGAAAGGGUAUGCUUCUGUUGAGACUCUUCCACAGGUGGAUCAGCACACAACCGAUGGUGUGGAUACAAUAAUGCAUUUCAAUGUUUACCUAUCUGAGUAGAGCAUGUCUGUGUGCAUGGAUGUGUUCUUGGUUGGGAUUGGUUUACUAGCCUGUAAACCUGUCUCUCUUUAAAGA
Populus nigra (black poplar) is the source of this 1260-nucleotide messenger RNA. RefSeq names its product dirigent protein 9-like. The transcript has 2 exons. Bases 1 to 1185 code for a protein of 394 amino acids. NCBI's taxonomy places the organism in Eukaryota, Viridiplantae, Streptophyta, Magnoliopsida, Malpighiales, Salicaceae. The record is from RefSeq and is a predicted model, not a curated record.